Molecule: messenger RNA, 1346 nt
Organism: Heterocephalus glaber (naked mole-rat)
Lineage: Eukaryota; Metazoa; Chordata; Mammalia; Rodentia; Bathyergidae
Gene: Lrrc46
Product: leucine rich repeat containing 46
Molecular function (GO): protein binding
Source: RefSeq, a predicted model, not a curated record
UCGGACCCAAGGAGCGCCACCCCUCCCACCGCGUCCAGUCUCCUAGCCACGACGAGGAGCUCUUGGGAACCGCUAGUUUAUUCCUCCUGCCCGCAACUCCUGUUUGUUGCCAGUAAAGCGCCUCCACACCCAUCAAAUCCAGACUUCUUCAUCCCUAUUUACUACUGUCUUCAAACUUACCCCUAAAAAGUUACUGUAAAUCAACUCCUUUCCCUUGUCUCCCAGGGCUGAGCUUUUUCCUCUAUCUCAGGGCAGUCAAAAUUCUCGUCUAUUUUAGGUCAUGUCUGGAGAUAAACCUGCCCAGAGCCCAGAGGACGGUGUCUGCAUCACCGAAGCCCUUAUCAUUAAGCGCAACUUGACUUUCCCCGAGGAUGAGGAUCUGUCAGAGAAGAUGUUUCACACCCUUGCUGACCUGCAGACGGUGCGCCUGGACCGAGAGCAGAUUACCGCGAUCAGAAACCUAGAGGGCCUGCAGAAUAUUCACAGCCUCUAUCUGCAACAGAACAAGAUCCAGCGGAUCGAGAACCUGGCUUGCAUUCCCUCCUUGCGCUUCCUGUCCUUGGCAGGAAACUGCAUCAGGCAGGUGGAAAACCUUCUCGCCCUCCCGCACCUUCAGUUUCUGGACCUUUCUGAGAACCUGAUAGAUUCCCUGCUGCUGGAUGAGCUCCCCCAGAGCCUUCUCAUCCUCAGCCUCACUGGAAACCAGUGCACCACCCGGAAGGGAUACAGGGAGAUGGUGACUGCAGCACUGCCCCUGCUCCUGGACCUGGACAAGCAGCCCGUGGCCGAGCGCUGGACCUCAGAGGAGGAGGACCAGGCCUCGGGGGACGAGGACGAGUUCCUGGGGCUGAAUGGCCCGUUCUGCUCAGAGCGAGGCUUCUUCAGGGAGCUGGCUCGGGAGACAACUGGGCCCCUGGAGCGCCGGCAGCAGGCGGCCCUGAUGGAGCACCUUCUGCGGAUGGAGACGCAGCCCGUCAUCACCGAGCUGCCCCCUGCCCCCCGCGCUGGCGACAGCAGCCCUAGGGUCUUCCCAGCCCAAAAGGAGGAGCCACGCCCGGCCUCCUUGCCCCAGGCUUCAUCUCCUGCCACCAAACCAAGGGUGCUGGCGCCCAGGGACCAGAAAAGCUCUGGCCAGGCUGAGAAGGAGCCUCAAGCCGCCUCGGCCUCUGCCCCUGCCCCUGCCCCUCAGACCUCUGUGGUCAGCAUCCCCAGCACAACCAAGACUACGACCGAGAGAGCCAAGAAGUGAAGCGUGGCCUCUGACUGUGGCUUCCCUCUGACCCACGCCCUCACUUGCCCCAGCCCUCUCAAUAAAGGGUCGCUGGCCUCGAAAUGCCUUUCCUGUC